Messenger RNA from Thamnophis elegans (Western terrestrial garter snake), 2087 nucleotides. RefSeq names its product MAF1 homolog, negative regulator of RNA polymerase III (gene MAF1). The transcript is spliced from 8 exons. Gene Ontology annotation, cellular component: nucleus. Gene Ontology annotation, molecular function: RNA polymerase III core binding. The coding region runs from base 335 to 1099 and encodes 254 amino acids. Gene Ontology annotation, biological process: negative regulation of transcription by RNA polymerase III. The record is from RefSeq and is a predicted model, not a curated record. Lineage: Eukaryota; Metazoa; Chordata; Lepidosauria; Squamata; Natricidae.
ACGGGAAGGGCGCGGCUUCCCGCUGCUGUUGUCGUCCGCUGCCUUCCGAAGGAGAGGAGUCCGAUCGGGGGCUUUGCUCGCGGGAGCGGCAGGCGGGCGGUGACGGCGCGGUGGCUCUUCCAGUCGGGGACAUGUCGAGGCGGGCGGGGCUCCGGCAAGCCGCUUGGAGGAGACGAGUGGCCGCGCAGGCGACGGCGGCGCCCGACUCGAGUUCCUCCGGGAGACUGCGCCGCUCGACGCCCCCCCGGCCCUGAGCCCCGGACGCGGCCCGCGGAAGGGAGUUCAACUGCACUGCAAAGUACCGAAGGCCUCUUUGGCCCCAGGAAGUGCAAUAAUGAAGCUGUUGGAAAACUCCAGUUUUGAAGCCAUCAACUCCCAGUUGACAGUGGAAACGGGAGACGCGCAUAUUAUUGGCAGGAUCGAGAGCUAUUCGUGCAAGAUGGCCGGGGAUGACAAGCACCUCUUCAAGCAGUUUUGCCAGGAGGGUCAGCCACACGUCCUGGAGGCUCUGUCGCCGCCCCAGACCACCGGCAUCAGCCCUAACCGGCUCAGCAAGAGCCAGAGUGGAGACGAGGAGGGGCCCCUCAGUGACAAGUGCAGCCGAAAGACCCUCUUCUACCUGAUCGCCACCCUGAACGAAUCUUUCCGCCCGGACUACGACUUCAGCGCCGCCAAGAGCCACGAGUUCAGCCGGGAGCCCAGCCUCAACUGGGUGGUGAAUGCCGUGAACUGCAGCCUCUUUUCUGCCGUCCGGGAGGAUUUCACUGCUUUGAAGCCUCACCUGUGGGACGCGGUCGACCAGGAGAUCUGCCUCUCCGAGUGCGACAUCUACAGCUACAACCCGGAUCUGGAUUCGGACCCCUUUGGGGAGGAGGGCAGCCUCUGGUCGUUCAACUACUUCUUCUACAACAAGCGCCUGAAGAGGAUCGUCUUCUUCACCUGUCGCUCCAUCAGCGGCUCCACCUACCGUACUCACUCCGAGGCUGGGAAUGAGUUGAACAUGGACCUCAGUGAGGACGAUGCCGAGGAGACCCCCGGCAGCUGCGACAGGGACGGGGGCAGCAUUGAGGCGGAGAAGAGGCAGGUGGUCUGCAUGUGAUUCCUGUGCCGGGGGCUUCUCCCAUGGAGGACGGCGCUGCCAGCUCUUUCCCCAAACAACUCGGCCUUGUUGCGUUGCUCUGCCUGCCCUGUGGAUGCUGCGUGCGGAAUUGGCCCUCCGGACGCCCAGGAUGCUGCCAGCAAGUCCUCCGCCUGCCGGCUCAGCCUUCAGGGACCCAGUUCUUGUGACUCUGCGCCUCUCCUGCCCUGCCUGCGGGACACGACGAUUUGCAGGCGGGGAGACACGGCCCCGAGGCUGGCUGAUGGGAGGGGGGGGCCGGACUGGCUGCUGCGGGGGCUCCUUUUAGCCUUGAGACCCUGGAAGGAGAAGCUGAAUUAACAUGGGAACCCCCCCCCCUUUUUUUAAUCCCCCCCCCAAGACCUUUGCCCUCAAAUAGCUGGACUGGCAUUUGGGGCCCUCUGGCUUCCCCCAGGGCUCCUAGAGAUUUUAUUUUUGUAUUCCUGCCAAGGGUCUGCUUGUGCCCCCCUCCCCAGCACUUUUACCAGCUGCAGCAGCAGCGGCUCCCCCUUCCCAAAGACUGAUGGAGGCUAGCUUCCCCCCCCCCUCCCAACAGGAGCCCCCAGCAGCGCUCCCUGCACUGAAGGGGCCAGGGCUGUCCAUCCAUUUGUCCGUCCAUCUGAACAGCAGUCCCCUCUCCUUCUGCCCUGCUCUCCUUUCGCACUGACUCAGAUUCCUGCCUGGGGGGUGUGUGUGUAUCUUUGUGUGUCUUUUGUGGGAGUGGGCAGGUGCCAUUGCCUCUGCUGCAAACAUUUGGACAGCCUGCCCCCCCACUGGGGCCAAUGGUGGGGACAGCAAUUCCUCUCCAUUCCCUGCCUUCAAAUGGGGUGCAGUAUAAAGGGGGGGGGUGCUAUUCUCCAGGACCCCCACCAAAAUUCAGCCUUGCAUAGACACUCCAAAUCUGCCCAUUGCAGGAGCACUUAAUCUCCCCCCCCCCCCCCCGUGGAAUGGUGGUCCCUCUGGAAGACAU